Molecule: messenger RNA, 2331 nt
Organism: Fusarium verticillioides 7600
Lineage: Eukaryota; Fungi; Ascomycota; Sordariomycetes; Hypocreales; Nectriaceae
Exons: 6
Coding region: 1-2331 (776 amino acids)
Cellular component (GO): endosome
Molecular function (GO): protein binding
Source: RefSeq, a predicted model, not a curated record
AUGUCGUCAAACAUCCUUUCCAUCCCCUUUCGCAAGUCGGCCCAGUUGUCGCUUGCCUCGACGAUUCGGCAGUAUAUCAACACUAAAUAUGAUCAGCACCCGGAUAUGUUCAAGCAUGACCUCGAGGUCAUUGAUGCCCUUCGGCGCGAUGCGGUGAAUGUUCGAGAGCCGCAUCCGAGCGGAAUUAAGAAGCUACAAGCGUAUGCCGGGCAGCUUGUUUGGGUGGGGGGCAAGUUUCCUAUAGAUAUUGGCGCUGAAUUUUCGUGGUAUCCUGCGCUUGGAUACAACACUGAGCGCCCUAUGGUGCGAAACAACCUCAAGUACGAACUUAUGAACAUUCUCUACAACCUCGCCUCCCUCUACUCCCAGCUCGCCAUCAAUACGCCGCGAGGCAAUACCGAAGGUCUCAAAUCAGCAGCGAACUACUUCUCCCUCGCUGCCGGCGUGCUCUCACACAUGCAAAAAGAGAUCCUCCCUGAGUUACGAAUGUCCGAUCCUCCCGAAGACAUGGACCACGACACACUCGAGUCCUUGACCCAACUACUCCUCGCCCAGAGUCAAGAAUGCUUCUGGCAAAAGGCCGUUAUGGACGGCUACAAAGAUGCGUCAAUCGCCAAGCUCGCCGCUCGAGUGUCCGACCUGUAUAACUUUGCUGGCGAAGCUGCUAUGAAGAGUGAAGCCAUAAGCAAUGACCUCAAUGUAUUGAAAGCGCAAGGGUUGAGGAAGAUUGAAGCGAGCAGAGAAGGAUACGAUGUUAUCUACCUGAUUGCUGUAACCACCAAAGUCGGAGCUCAAGAUUCUGAUCGCGCAAACAUGGCCGUAGCUCGGGUGCCACCGCAAGUUGCCAACCCCUAUGACUACUUUGGAGACCACGCCGAAUUCGGACCGGCUUUGUUCUCUCGACUUGUCCCCUUCUCGGUGCACGUUGCCACAUCGAUUUACGAAGAACGACGCGAUCGCAUGGUUAGCCAGAAUAUUAUUCCGGAACUUGAAUCACUCACGGACAAGAUUCACGAAAUUCUCACAUCCCUUGGGCUGCCUGGAUCUUUACAAGCUCUUGAGAAACCUCUGGGUCUACCACCAAGCUUGGUUCAACAUGCUGAAGAGAUCAGACAAGCUGAUGCCAUUGGCAGAGUGCAAAAGGGCUUUGCGGAUAUCGACAAGUUGCGGUCUGGAGAUAUGGCAGUCUUUGAAGAGGGCAAAGCGGCUCUGGCUUCGGAGGAAGAGGAAGAUCAGCGAUUACGGAUGAGAUACGGAACAGACCGAUGGGUGCGACCCGAGAGUCGGCAAGAUCCUCAAGGUGGAAAGCUUUGGCAGCACGCUUCUGAGAUCGAGAGCUACUUUCAGAGCAGUGUCAGUAGCGAUGCGGUCGUCAGGGAGAAGUUCGGCGCGAUCCAGGAUCUGCUUGCUAUACUUUCCGGACCGGACCGAGAUCUGAUGGACUCUGUGCCGUCGAGCCGACGGGUUGACAUACCCGAGACUUUGAAACCUGUCAUAGGAAGAUUGCGCGGCGCAUACAACGACGUUCUUCGUCUUGAGAGCCGUCGUCGCAAGAAGGUUGAAAGUUUGCGGGAAAACGCCCGGCGCGACGACAUCAAGCCGGACAUCUUGAAGGAAGCAGCCCGAUUGGAGCGAGCGUACCCUAACACAGCACUCGUCCCGGCUCACUUUGAGGAGUUUUUCGACAAACGACUUGAUAAGUUGUAUGAGCCCGAGGUUGAAGCGAUUGACAAAGAAGCCAAAGACCAAGAACGUCUGUUGGCGGAUGUUCAACGUAUUAAUCGCGAGUUUGAGUCGCAGAAGCGACAGAUGGGUGAGCGCGGGAACCGAGAACGCGAGGUGGCUUUGCAGAAGCUUGAUAAUGCCUAUUUUAAGUACAAGGAGAUUAUUAACAACCUCGAAGUUGGGCGCAAGUUUUACAAUGAUCUGAAUAAGAUUGUUGGACAGGGUUUCCGUGAUGUUAUUCGCGGCUGGGUUGCUCAACGCCGCAUGGAAGCUCGAGCAUUGGAAGAGGAAAUCAACAUGCCGACAUUGUCAAACCUCAACAUCUCUCACCAACAGCCCCCGGCCCAAAGCCCAAUGCCGUCACACCAAGACCCCUCCCACUCAUAUGCACCACCACAACAACCCCCCCAACCUGUGCAGAGCCCAGCGCAGGCAAACAUACAGUCUUGGGGAGAGACGGUACAGCAGCCAAAACCAGUACAACCAACACCGGUUGGUGCAAUGUGGACUCCUGGUAUGGGUAUCAAGUUUGGCCAGUCUGGUGGUUCAGGGCAACCUCCUGCACCUGGGACGUGGAAUCCCAACUCUGGCAUUAAGUUCGGUUGA